Messenger RNA from Habropoda laboriosa, 1301 nucleotides. RefSeq lists its product as uncharacterized. Gene Ontology annotation, biological process: extrinsic apoptotic signaling pathway in absence of ligand; intrinsic apoptotic signaling pathway in response to DNA damage; regulation of apoptotic process. Gene Ontology annotation, cellular component: mitochondrial outer membrane. Gene Ontology annotation, molecular function: protein homodimerization activity; protein heterodimerization activity. The record is from RefSeq and is a predicted model, not a curated record. The transcript is spliced from 4 exons. Lineage: Eukaryota; Metazoa; Arthropoda; Insecta; Hymenoptera; Apidae. Bases 130 to 1032 code for a protein of 300 amino acids.
CGACGAAGGAGGUGGAGAGGAGAUAGUCGGUCGCAUACACAGUGUACGACUAUUCUAUCUGGUCUGGUUAGAGAGUCGGUGUUCGGACCGGUGUCUCGAAGAGAUCAGUGCGGGCGGUCGUGCACGAGGAUGGCCGGCGACGACGGUGCACCACCGAACAAUGAGAUCCUCGGUACGGACGGAGAGGGGCAGGGUGCGUCAGUGCGAGGGGAACCGCAUUCCAGAGUGGGCGGCAUCCUGGAAUGCGAUCCCCCCGGUAACAAGAAUUUGCCGAGUGAGCAAGCCUUCAACGACGACGACGGCGCCGACGGAAGCGGUGAAACUGUGAUUGCCGACGACUGUAACACCAGCGGAGGCGUUGAGACCGUGAUUGCCGGCGAUAACGGCGCUCUGUGCCGAUAUGCUAUCGGCACUGCCAAUACCGCUAUGUCUUUCAUCGAGGUUUGUCAGAUUCGACUGCAGCAUCUCUUCCCGCAAUUGGUCUCAUCUUCGCGCUACAAUCUUUGCGAAGAUUCCAUAGAGCUUACAGCAGAAUGUUUGGCCAACGAUGUAAUACGGUAUCUACUGAAGGAAGAUAUUUAUCUUAUAUCUCGAGAUCCGGUCUCUCGUAGUAUGAGACACAAUGUAUAUCAGAUGUUGAACAAGCACAGUAUUCUAUUCGCGAGUAUGGUAAAUCGUUUGAACGUUGUGCCGGAUACGGCAUACGAGGCAUUCAUGGGAGUUGCGGAUGAGCUGUUUUUACACGGUGGUGUUACAUGGGCAAGAAUCGUUUGUCUCUACGCAUUUAUGGGUAGACUCGCUCUCUGGGCCCGAGAUAGACGAAUGCACGCUUUAAAGAAAAAAUUACCGCUAUACGUCUCCAGAUUUAUUGGCGAAAAAGUUGCUCACUUUAUCAAAGGAUAUGGAGGAUGGGAGCAACUGUGUAUAGAGUACCCUGUGGCAGAAGAAAUAAGUGGAGCAAUCUGGAGGAGUCUUCUUAUGACUGGUGCUACACUUGGCUUGGUUGCAACAAUUUUAACAGUGACCUCCUGAUAUACCCUUACAAAUUAACUAACACAGGGUAUGUUCCAUGUGAGACCUUCCAGCGUACUUAUGUUCUAUCAAAAUGUUUUUAAAAACAAUUUUGGAGUUUAUAUGAUGCUUUUAUAUUGGCAGUGAAAGUGAAAUUGUGUGAUUUGGAAGCCAUCUUUGCCUAUACUCUUAUAAUAAGUACAAGAUGUAAAUUAAAUCUUGAUCUUACAGCCUGCACAAUUUUCAUAUCAAUGUCAUUCAGUUUAGAAUCAUCCUACUGUGUAACAUGA